AGACCAGUGUACGAAAAUCGUUCGCAAUUACGGACUUAACGAUUUACCCGCGCAGUGUUCGGGGCGCGUCGGUUGAAUGUGAUUGGAAAGCGCGGGUGAUGGCCACCACAUACCUGCCGGUCAGUGGCGGCGGUCCGGGGCCCGGUGAUUUGGACGGCAUGGGAGGCAUGUCAGUCAAUCAGCCGGGCGGCCCGUACCAGCAGCCGUCACCAUCUCCGCGCGGCCAAGAUCAUCCGGCUGGUGAAAUGAAAUACAUGCCUCCAGGACACCAUCAUCACCAUCACCACCAUCAUCAAGUUCCUACGUCUCCGUCGCCGGUAUCGCUGUCGGCAGCGCCUAGUUGGGUGGACCCAUGGGCCGCCACUAUGAGUAUGCACCAUCACCAACACCAUCCUCAUCAUCCACAUCAAGGGCUCGAUAUCAAACCUCCGCCUGACAUGCGAGCUGUGACCGGCGGCGGUGGAAAUGCCCAAUCGUGGCAUUCUGGACCUCCGCCACCCGUGGUAUCUUCUGGUCAUUAUAAUAGCAGUGGUUCAGGGUCCCCUCAACUUGGCCAUCAUGGUGCUUACCAUGUGAUGAACGGAAUGCUCGGACACACGCAUCCUGCCGUUCAAAUGCACCACAGCCCGUCGUACCCUCAAGUCGACCCGCAGUCCCCGGGCGGCGAAGAGGACGCGCCUACGUCAGAUGACCUCGAAGCGUUCGCCAAGCAGUUCAAACAAAGGCGUAUCAAGUUGGGUUUCACGCAGGCUGACGUUGGUUUGGCACUAGGAACGCUUUACGGUAACGUGUUUUCGCAGACGACAAUAUGUCGGUUCGAAGCGUUACAGCUGUCGUUCAAAAACAUGUGCAAGCUCAAGCCGCUUUUGCAAAAAUGGUUGGAAGAAGCGGACUCGACGACGGGCUCGCCGACCAGCAUCGACAAAAUCGCGGCACAAGGACGAAAGCGUAAAAAACGCACUAGCAUCGAAGUUUCGGUAAAAGGCGCGCUUGAACAGCACUUUCACAAGCAGCCAAAACCAUCAGCGCAGGAGAUUACCUCGCUGGCCGAUUCCCUACAGUUAGAAAAAGAAGUGGUCCGGGUGUGGUUCUGCAACCGGCGACAGAAAGAAAAACGCAUGACUCCGCCGAACACUCUCGGUGGACCCCAGGACGGUAUGAUGGACGGCGGCGGCGGCCCAAUGGGUCACGGAUUGCACCAGGGCUAUCAUCACCAGGAUCACAUGCACGGGUCACCGAUGGGACCGCACUCACAUUCGCAUAGUCCCCCUAUGCUGUCGCCCAUCGGCAACCACCAGUCACUGGCGGCACAUUAACGUUUCGCCCAGUGGGACGUUGAGUACUCUAGGCACCUGGCAAAAAUGCAGCAACAGCAGCAGCACCAGGAAUGCACGUAGUAGUACUUGUUUCUGUUUCGAACAACGUCUCGCUGAGGGCGAUUUUUCAUUUAUUGAGAAAAAAUUCGAUUUAAAAUUACGGCGGCGAAACAUCGCCGUCACCACCAACAUCAUCACCAUCACCGUCGUCGUCGUCGUCAUCAUCAUCAUUGGACACGAACGUGCUAAUAUCGACGAACGGACGAAAUCGUGUAAUACAAUGGCACUUAUUUAUAUUAUAUUUACACCGCAUUCAUACGAGAAAACUUCAAACUUAUUACACACUACAAACGAUGUCGGCUAUUCGCGGUACCUGACAACUAUACGAGAGAAGGGUGUGACACGGCGGCAGCAGCAGCAAGCGGGACGAGGACGGACGGACAAUGUUACGGACACGUUUUUCUGCGACGCUGACUAAUAGUUUUUGCAAGUGAACCUGGACGACGACGAUAACGGAACCUCUUCUAUCGCAUCGACUGUGAUACGUAUAUAGUUAUUAUUUUUACUUUUUAUUUGUUUGUUCAGUCCCUCGGAUAUCAUAAAAAAAUCCAGGUAUAUUAUUGAAAUAUAUAAAUAAAACAUAAUUAUUUUUAUUGGAAAAAAUAAACACACUUAUCGGCUUUUCAAUAAUAUUUUUUUAGUUUGUCCCGUUUUCGUAAAAUAAAACUAGUCACUCGAUAAAAAAAAUAAUAGAAAUCCGCGUGUACGGUGUAAACGAUCUCUUAUGAAAACAUUUCCGUAGCAUUCCGUUUGUCUUUUGAUUUAAUUUAUUAUUUUUGCCCCCCCCCCCCUCCAAA
This is a messenger RNA of Daktulosphaira vitifoliae (grape phylloxera), 2173 nucleotides long. RefSeq names its product POU domain protein CF1A (gene vvl). The transcript has a single exon. Lineage: Eukaryota; Metazoa; Arthropoda; Insecta; Hemiptera; Phylloxeridae. The coding region runs from base 99 to 1316 and encodes 405 amino acids. Gene Ontology annotation, biological process: regulation of transcription by RNA polymerase II. The record is from RefSeq and is a predicted model, not a curated record. Gene Ontology annotation, molecular function: RNA polymerase II cis-regulatory region sequence-specific DNA binding; DNA-binding transcription factor activity, RNA polymerase II-specific.